ACCUAGUCUACAAGUUCGCUAUCAACAGGCGAUAUGUCACCCUAUUUCUGUUGCUGUUCAACGACGUCCUUAAAUAGGAGUACUUGUGCUACAAGCCUAACCCAGAGAUAGCACCACAAAUACCUCUCUUUUCUUUAGGUGUUUACUUCGACAGCUUCACCACCUUCGUUUACCCAUUGCCAUGGCGGCUGAGAAGCGAACCAUUGGGCUCGGCAUGGACUACUCGCCGUCGAGCAAGGCCGCGGCGAAGUGGGCGGUGGAUAACCUGGUGAAGGCCGGCGACCGGAUCAUCCUCGUCCAUGUCCUUCCCAAAGGAGCAGAUGCCAGCCACAAGGAGCUCUGGAAGAGCACCGGCUCACCUUUGAUUCCUCUGCUGGAGUUUAUGGAGAUGAACGUGCAGGCGAGGUAUGGGAUCAACCCCGAUAAGGAGGUACUGGAGAUCCUGCAAGCUGAAUCCAAGUCCAAGCAGGUUGAAGUACUGGCAAAAGUUUACUGGGGUGAUGCAAGGGAGAAACUCUGUGAGGCAGUAGACGAUCUCAAGGUGAAUACCUUUGUUCUUGGUUGCAGGGGACUAGGACCCUUGAAAAGGGCCCUACUUGGAAGUGUUAGCAACUAUGUUGUCAACAAUGCAACCUGCCCGGUUACUGUGGUGCGUGCACCAACCGUGUCAAAUGCCUGAUUCUAUGCUACAUGGGACUGCUGGAAAUUGGAAUGCUGGGCUUGUUUUGCUGUUCAUCCAUCUUUUAGCAGAGAACCUUCAUCUGAGUUGGUGCCAUUGCAAGGAUUGGUCUCUGGCUCCUGCACUUAGCUUUUCCAUGCUAUUGGAAUGUUAUUAAGUUGAAUCUUCGGUGUAUUUCCUUCUGUUACUUCCUAUGUAUAGUUCAUUACUACUGUUUAAUGGUGAAUGUUAAAGAUUGCCAAUGGUGUGCUUGCUUUAUGUAUACGACAGGGGCCCUAAGAACAGUUUUUUGCUUAGGCAGGUCUUUGUAACAGAAA
Molecule: messenger RNA, 996 nt
Organism: Oryza sativa Japonica Group (Japanese rice)
Lineage: Eukaryota; Viridiplantae; Streptophyta; Magnoliopsida; Poales; Poaceae
Source: RefSeq, a predicted model, not a curated record